GCUGGGACUGUGAUUGGUGGAGGAUGAGGUGGAAGCAGAUCCUAGGUCAGUGCUCUCACAGAGGGAAACUGAUCCUAAAACCACAAGACAGGAGGCUGCAGGGACACCUGUAGCAGUGAGAGGGUUAAACAGGGAGACCUUCAGGACAGACACAACGCAGAGGAAAGAUCUGUUUUUUAAAGGGCCGUGUUGUUUGAAGGGUUCAUACAGAGCACGCUCAGUGGAAACCAACCAGGAGUCUCUUAAAGACAGCUCUCUAAUGAGGGCUGUGAUUACAGAGUGGACUGAUAAUUACCGCCUGCACCUUCUCAGGACAAUCAUGAUGUCGCCAGACGACCGAGCCCUGGAGGACCUGUUGUACUGCAGUGACCUUGGUGACGAGGCGGAGGAGGUGGAGCUGGGCGGCGGCCUGGCAGGGCUGGAAGAAAGUGCUGCUGCAGACAAUACUCCGACAGCCGUGUCCGUCCAGGAGCCAAUGAUGUGCGCCGGCUGUGGCGAGCAGGUGUGUGACCGCUUCUUCCUAUUGGCUGCAGGCAGGGUGUGGCACAGCGUCUGCCUCCGGUGCAGCCAAUGUCAGUGUGAGCUGCAGACACACCUCUCACUGUAUUGGAGAGACGGAAACAUCUACUGCCAACAAGACUACUGCAGGAUGUUUGGAGGAGGUCAGUGCGCUCGCUGCUUCCAGCCAAUCCCAGCUUCUGAUUUGGUCAUGAGGUCUGGUGAGCUGACGUUCCAUCCUCACUGCUUCUCCUGCCAGGAGUGUGAUGUGAAAUUAAUACCAGGGAACCUGUACUGCAUGCAGGGCCAGAACCUCUACUGUCAGUCCCAUUACCAUGGCGACGGGAGUGUCCCGUUAUCGCACAACGUCCUGCCCGAAGCAAAUCUGAAAGAAGCUCAAAAUCAGGUCUCAGGUGAAGGGGAGGAGUCUGUCAGUAGUCCUGAGCCGCGAUUAGGCGACAGAGGGACGGGUGGGCGGACCCGCAGACGGACAAAGAGAAUCAGGACAUGUUUCCGCAGCGAGCAGCUCAGAGCACUGGAGUCGUAUUUCGCCCAGAAGCACAACCCUGACGGCAAAGACUGGACCUGCCUCGCUCACAAGACCGGCCUCCCCAAGAGAGUCCUGCAGGUGUGGUUUCAAAAUGCUCGGGCCAAACUGAGACGUUCGCUCACCACAGACGAAUCCCAGGCCAACUCGCCCUCCGCUCCGCCGAGAGGCGUAACCGUGGCAACUGGCUCCCCGUCCUCGGCCUGCUCCCCCCCCGACCAAUCACAGCCCUUCCCCACCAGCACCAUUGACCAGCUGCAGCUCUCCCUGCUCACCGCCCCGCUCAGCGACCCACCGGUGAGUCCGGCCCUCAGCCAGUCACAUCAGCUGCAGCACCCUGCCUUCUUCCUGGACUACGAUUCCCAGAGUGCACCAGGCUGUACCUCCUCUCUGGAGGCCUACGAGGACUUUGGAGAGGCAGGAGGAGGCGCAGAGGGAGAAGUUGAAGCUGAUAGUUCUUUUAGACCACAUUACUGUUAGUCGAGGGUUCUGCUUCCACACUGUGAGCAACUUUUAAAAUGAGAGAAUAGUUAAAAUUAUGAUCCUUAUGAUUUCAGCUUUUAAUUUGAAGCAACAGUAGCAGGAAAUGUUAACAUCAGCAGUAAAUGAAUCCUGAUAUGUGUGUAGGACAGAGAACAGUAAACAGUGAGGCUGAUAUCAGUGAGAUUAAAUCAUAAACAGUAACUCUGGAUCACAUGCUGCAUAGUUCCCUGUGACUCCUCUUGUGUGUUAGAAGGCAAUGUGGCGGACUCCACCACUGACAAUUAAAACUAUUACAUAGAGAGGUCAUUACACAACAUUAAUCAUACAAAUUCUGACUAUAAAUCUUAAAAUGUUAAGGAUUAUAACUUUAACAAAGGUUAUAACUCUGUUGUUGUGUGAUUCAAAUUUAACUAUGAAUCAAGCUAAGCACUGAAACCAGUACCUGACUGGUCAUAUCACUGUAAAAUAGACUUCUUUUGGGACUUUUAGACAAACUGAAAUUGAAACUGACUGAGAGGCAAUAUGGCAAAUUAAUGCAAAAUCACAAAGAAAAUAACUGAUGUACACCAUGUUAUGUGGCAUAAUUACACCUUAAUGUUGUAUUUUAACCAGUGAAAUGUAUCGAAGGAUGAUUAACGUUAUAAGAUCGUGAUGAUAUUGCAAAUGUAGAAUUAUUGCUCAGGUUAUAAUAUGUUACUUUGGACUCUGGCAGCAUACAAUAAACACAUUAUUUAAAACGUAUUGAUAGAUUAAUCAAUAAUAAAAACAAAUAAUUUGUCUGUUUGGUCCUGACUCUACAUCACGUUACUUCAUGAGCCUCGUACUCUUCCCAAGUCCCGCCCCUUUUUGAAUCUCCUUACACUUUCUCCUUUCCUGUACUUAGAUAUGCUAUGUGCUAGCUAACUAGCUACCUAAUCUACAUCAAUCAUUAGCUAGCAAAUUAGCUAGCGUUUUGCAUUAAGAUUAGCUAUGAUGUAACGAGCUAGGUAACGAUUAAUGUAGAUCAGUUAUCUAGUUAUCUCGGAUAUUCAUCUAUGAUCCCUGAUGACUGGAGCUUUCUGUGUGACACUUGAAUGGUGAAUAAAUCUUCAACUGUU
Dicentrarchus labrax (European seabass) is the source of this 2625-nucleotide messenger RNA. RefSeq names its product LIM/homeobox protein Awh-like. Gene Ontology annotation, cellular component: nucleus. Gene Ontology annotation, biological process: regulation of transcription by RNA polymerase II; neuron differentiation. NCBI's taxonomy places the organism in Eukaryota, Metazoa, Chordata, Actinopteri, Moronidae. The transcript is spliced from 7 exons. The record is from RefSeq and is a predicted model, not a curated record. Bases 260 to 1525 code for a protein of 421 amino acids. Gene Ontology annotation, molecular function: DNA-binding transcription factor activity, RNA polymerase II-specific; RNA polymerase II transcription regulatory region sequence-specific DNA binding.